AUGUCAGCUCCGUUCCCCAAUCUUUACACGCAUAGAAAGGUCGCCGGAGGGGCAGCCAGACCCUGUGACGUUUGCUACAAGCCAAGCACUUCCGUUCUCAUCACGCCGGACAAGAAGGACUUUUUCUACGUGUGUCCAUCGCACUUGAAGGACACCUACUUCUGCUCUCCGAAGAUAGAUGAGGGUGCUCUCAAAGCCAGGCGCGAGAGAGAAAUAGCCGAGGAAACAGAGAAGUUAAAGAAGGAGUACGAAGAACGUCAGCGCAAGAAGAAAGAAAAGGAGUCAAAAGGUAAAGACAAGGACAAGGAAAAGGACAAGGAAAAGGACAAGGAUAAGGACGAGGGCAAGAACGCAGAUAAGAGGGAGGAUAGCAAAGAAAAGGCUGAUAAUGAAUCAGCAAAAAAUUCCCAGGACGAGCCAUCUAGCACACCAAACGAAGAGCCUCGCGUCUUUGAGCUCAAGAGGUUCGACUGA
Messenger RNA from Metarhizium album ARSEF 1941, 474 nucleotides. RefSeq lists its product as uncharacterized. Bases 1 to 474 code for a protein of 157 amino acids. The record is from RefSeq and is a predicted model, not a curated record. Gene Ontology annotation, biological process: vacuolar transport. Gene Ontology annotation, cellular component: endosome. The transcript has 3 exons. NCBI's taxonomy places the organism in Eukaryota, Fungi, Ascomycota, Sordariomycetes, Hypocreales, Clavicipitaceae.